Messenger RNA from Salmo salar (Atlantic salmon), 6744 nucleotides. NCBI's taxonomy places the organism in Eukaryota, Metazoa, Chordata, Actinopteri, Salmoniformes, Salmonidae. The record is from RefSeq and is a predicted model, not a curated record.
CUGUUGAAGUCAUGUCCAACAGGGUCAUCAGGAGGGAUCAGUUAAUCAAGAAGAAGAAAAUGUACUACUUCAAAAUGGAGAUUGUCUAAAAAAAAAUAUAUUAUCACAGACGCUACAGUGGCACAGAUACAAAGAUGAGUCCUCUAUGUAUCUCUAUGGCUACUCUCCUGAAGUACUGUUGGCAAGUGCAGCCAGGACACACAGACCGAUACCUGGACAAGAGAGACUUCACUGACUUUUAGGAAUUUGACGAUACAGACCGCAAUGCUGUUUGGGAUGAGUAGUUUGCCUCCUAACUCUGGUCCAGAGUGAUUCCUGAUGGUAGCUACAGACUGAGAAGGACUGACUGACUAUAACUACAACCUCUACCAGUGUCUUAACCAGCCACUUCAAACGGGUGUGUGUGACCAACCCUUCAGCGUGGGAGGUGUUAGGACUACUGCCCUGACAGCAUGGCCCCAGCGGUGGGCGGUCCGGUGGGCUAUACUCCUCCAGAGGGUGGCUGGGGCUGGGCGGUGGUGGUGGGAGCCUUCAUCUCUAUCGGCUUCUCCUAUGCCUUCCCCAAAUCCAUCACUGUCUUCUUCAAGGAGCUGGAGUCCACCUUUGACGCUACACCCUCACAGGUCUCAUGGAUCUCCUCUAUCAUGCUGGCCUGCAUGUACGGUGGAGGACCAAUUAGCAGUAUCCUGGUGAACCGAUAUGGCAGUCGACCAAUCAUGAUGCUAGGGGGCUGUCUGUCAGGAAGUGGUUUGAUAGCAGCUUCCUUCUGCAACACUGUGCAAGAACUCUACUUCUGUGUCGGAGUCAUUGGAGGUCUGGGUCUAGCGUUCAACCUGAACCCGGCGUUGACUAUGAUUGGUAAAUACUUCUAUAAGCGUCGUCCUAUAGCUAAUGGCAUCGCCAUGGCGGGCAGCCCAGUCUUCCUGUCCACGCUGGCUCCUCUUAACUCCUGGUUCUUUGACCAGUUUGGCUGGAGGGGCUCCUUCCUCAUCCUCGGCGGUCUACUGCUGAACUGCUGUGUAGCCGGGUCCUUGAUGAGACCGAUCGGACCCAAACCUGCCGAACCCCAACUGUCGGAGAACGGGGCGGUGAAGAAGGCAGAGUCUAAUCUGACGGUGAUGCAGCGUGUCAAUGCCGUGAUCGACCUGUCGCUGUUUAAACACCGCGGCUUCCUGCUGUAUCUCCUUGGCAACGUCAUCAUGUUCUUUGGCCUGUUCUCUCCCCUCGUCUUCCUCUCCAACUACGCUAAGAGUAAGGACAUCAGUAAAGAGAAGGCUGCUCUGCUCCUUUCCAUCCUCGCCUUUGUUGACAUGUUCGCCCGUCCUUCUAUGGGGCUGUUAGCCAACACCCGCUGGGUCCGACCCAGGAUACAGUACUUCUUCGCUGCAUCCGUGCUCUAUAACGGGGUGUGUCACGUCUUGGCGCCGCUGUCCAUGGACUAUGUAGGCUUCGUGGUGUAUGCUGUGUUCUUUGGGUUUGCGUUCGGCUGGCUGUCAGCAGUUCUGUUUGAGACUCUGAUGGACCUGGUCGGGGCCCAGAGGUUCUCCUCUGCCGUCGGACUGGUCACCAUCGUGGAGUGUGGACCGGUACUGCUGGGACCGCCACUACUCAGUCGUUUCUAUGACUUCUAUGGUGACUACCAGUGGACCUACCUGUGUUGUGGUAUCAUCCUUAUCAUCUCCUCAGUCUUCCUCUUCGUAGGGAUGGGCAUCAACUACAAGCUGUUGGAGAGGGAGAAGGAGGAGGAGAGGCGAGAGACGGAGCGACCCAAGGAGGAGUGCACAGCCAUGCUGGAGGGAGAGAAGGAAAGGGGGGAGGAGAGUAGUGAAGCCACACCCAUGACAGAUGUUUCUAAGAUGGACGAAGAUACUGUUUAGCAGGGUAGGCAACUAAAUUUAGCCGCGGUUUAGGGGCCGAAACAUAAUUAGAAUUAUUUGAACACUGUAAAUUCACCACAACUAAGCCCAAAAAUAGAUAACAUGAUCAUUUCAUACCUUGAUUACAUUGAGACACAAUCACAAAUCUUUAUUUUUAUUCAUGGGAAUAGUUGGGAGCACAUUUCCUAAAUUUAAAUAAUUUUUAGCUGAAUUACUGUAUCUUAUUAUUAUUGUUUAUUAUUAUUAUUAUUACUACUACUAUUUCGGGGGGCCCAAAAAAACACUUUUGGGCUGGUUUUGGCCCGUGGGCCGCAUGUUGCCAACCCUGCUAUAUAGAGACUGACCUGAUGUGGACACACACCCUCUGGUUUAGGUACGUUUGGUAAACUGAGCCGAGUCCUCUACAGUAGACAAGCUAUAACACAGAGGACUACUCUCUCUGAGCUCACAUAUCCAGCAUCUAUCCCAGUUCUUCACACUGUCCUCAUACAUACCUGACCGGUCAUGUCACAUCAGUCUUUGUGCUUCCCAGAUCCAGUGUGCGGUACGAUCAAUCGCAGUAUUAUAGGUGAUCAGAUUGGUUGAUUGAUUUGACAGUGUUAAGUAAUACCAGGUGUUGUUUUUAUAAUGUUAAUGAUUAGUUGAAUGUGGAGACUAUUGUGAUUCUGUAAUGAUGUAGAUUCCUAGUUGAGGAGAACAACGAUGUGAUUUGAACCUCUACGCUUUUCAGUUUAGCUGAGAAGAUUUUUUUUAAGCACUUUGAACAUCUUUCUGAAGACAGACACAACCUUUCGUGUGUGUGUGUGGGACUGAUCCAUAUUAUCUCUAUUCAGACAGACAGGAACACAGAUCGGCAGACAGACACAACCUUUCUCGUGUGUGUAUAACAGGAACACAGAUCGGCAGACACACACAGGUGUUUAUUUUAGUCCUGUAUCAUAUCAGCAGAUACUGUAUCAAUAUGUCCCAAACUGAACCCUAUUCCCUAUAUAGUGCACUACUUUGGACCAGAGCCCUAUUCCCUAUAUAGUGCACUAAGGUAAAGGGUACUAUUUGAGAGGCCCUAUGUCUGCAGAUACAGUACGAGCAUUCAUUCAGUAAGUUCUUCCAUUCAGAAGUCUGGGGUAGUACCAGCUGUCACCAGGAGAGGGCAGUAGAGUCUUUAGGACAUUCUGUAGUCUGGGGUAGUACCAGCUGUCACCAGGAGAGGGCAGGAGAGUCUUUAGGACAUUCUGUAGUCUGGGGUAGUACCAGCUGUCACCAGGAGAGUGCAGUAUAAUAUUUAGAACAUUCUGUAGUCUGGGGUAGUACCAGCUGUCACCAGGAGAGGGCAGGAGAGUCUUUAGAACAUUCUGUAGUCUGGGGUAAUACCAGCUGUCACCAGGAGAGGGCAGUAUAAUAUUUAGAACAUUCUGUAGUCUGGGGUAGUACCAGCUGUCACCAGGAGAGGGCAGGAGAGUCUUUAGAACAUUCCGAAGUCUGGGGUAGAGAGGGCAGUAAAGUCUUUAGAACAUUCUGUAGUCUGGGGUAGUACCAGCUGUCACCAGGAGAGGGCAGUAUAAUAUUUAGAACAUUCUGUAGUCUGGGGUAGAGAGGGCAGUAAAGUCUUUAGGACAUUCUGUAGUCUGGGGUAGAGAGGGCAGUAAAGUCUUUAGGACAUUCUGUAGUCUGGGGUAGUACCAGCUGUCACCAGGAGAGGGCAGUAUAAUAUUUAGAACAUUCUGUAGUCUGGGGUAGAGAGGGCAGUAAAGUCUUUAGGACAUUCGGUAGUCUGGGGUAGAGAGGGCAAUAAAGUCUUUAGGACAUUCUGUAGUCUGGGGUAGAGAGGGCAGUGAAGUCUUUAGGACAUUCUGUAGUCUGGGGUAGUACCAGCUGUCACCAGGAGAGGGCAGUAUAAUAUUUAGAACAGUGUUCACGUUUUCUGAGUCGAAUCACUUUCACAGUCAAAAAGUAAGCUGAGAUCUACAGCUCAGAUUGUUUUUCCAUAAAUUGCUUUAAAAAUGGAACAUUAACCUAAUAAAAACAGUUCUGUAGGAAUGAGGUUUAUGCAGUAGGCCUAAUACAUUAUCACAGCAUAUUAGCUAUAUGAUUGGCCUGCCAAUAUUGUUAAUCAGACCAUAUAUUUCAAAACUCGAGCUUUGAUAACAAAAUAGAUCAGUUGGUGUAGCACUUGAGGCACUGUGGAGCAUAAAUUAAAAUAUUUUGCUUUUUUAUUUUACUGCACUGAUGGUACCUGCAUCUUAUGGUCAAGGUGCUUUCAAAACAACUGGGAAUUCGAGAAAAAUAAAACUAGGUAAAAAAAAUGACGUCAGUGAACUUCAGGUUGGAAAGUCGGACCUCUAGAAAGAUGCCAGAGUUUCCGACUUGGAAUUCCGAGUUAGAUGUCCUUCAAAACAAAUUUUCCCAGUCGGAUCUAAAAAAAAAAACAUUCGGAGUUCCCAGUAACGCACUGAAGUCGGAGGCAGAGAUUUCCGAGUUCCCAGUUGUUUUGAACACUGCAUUAGUCUCAAUGGAGGGAGAGAGAGGGCAGCAGAGGGUCCACCUCUCACGGUCCCUGUUCUCUCGUUCCUUUCCUCCGGUGAGACUGACCAGAGAUAGUCUCACUCAGUCUUCCACCUGAUGGCGAAACUUGAGUCGCACCGCAUCUGCCUCAUGCUCACAUUCAUGUUGUUCCUUUGACCAGAGAAAGUGAAGUAUUCAUUGAUAUUAAAAUAGAGACGACGAGCUGCUAAUGAUAAUAAAACGCAGGGCUAUCGAUACACUUGGCUACUCAUUCAUUGCAGCUACAGCGUGAGCGGAAGUAUGGAGAAGCGCGUUUUAUGUUUUGUAAUAGUGUUGAAUUAAAAACAGUUUUGACAGUGCUGAAUAAACAAACUCAGCAGCUCUUUGCUAUAUUCUAUGACGGUCUCUCUGUAGUCAUGAUUUUAAAAUGUUUUACAUUGUAUGUAGGCUAGUAGCCUAUCAAACUGCUAUGGCCAGGGAAGAUCUGUAGGCACGGUGAUUUGAGUUAUCCGAUUGGCCAGUGCAGUAGGCAAGCUCAAUUUAGCUACAGAUCUCCCAGUCUGCCGGUGCGCAGGGCUUCUGAAUCAAUGCACCUACCAACAACCGUGUAACACGAAUAAAAAAGGAGAGCGAGCCUUUAUCGUCUUUUCUACAGACAUGUUUGAUGAUUGACUAGGAAUACCUUGAAGAUCGACCAGUCAGCGACCGGUGCUUUAGGACAUUCAGAAGUCUGGGGGUAGUACCGGCUGUCACCAGGAGAGGGCAGUAUAAUAUUUAGAACAUUCUGUAGUCUGGGGGAGUACCGGCUGUCACCAGGAGAGGGCAGUAUAAUAUUUAGAACAUUCAGAAGUCUGGGGUAGUACCAGCUGUCACCAGGAGAGGGCAGUAUAAUAUUUAGAACAUUCUGUAGUCUGGGGGAGUACCGGCUGUCACCAGGAGAGGGCAGUAUAAUAUUUAGAACAUUCUGUAGUCUGGGGUAGAGAGGGCAGUAGAGUCUUUAGAACAUUCUGUAAUCUGGGGUAGUACCAGCUGUCACCAGGAGAGGGCAGGAGAGUCUUUAGGACAUUAGAACCUUCUCUCUGGGUUAGGUUGCUCAGGGGACAAAGAUUUAUCCUCAAUAAUUUUUCAGAUUUUUGUCAUUUCACUCCAUCGAUCAGCUCUCCACAUUGAAAUGUUUUUAAAAACAGAAUUAAACAAUGUUUGUAACACUUGUGACAUGAUUACUUUAGCAUUUCUUGUUCUCAGUCUUCCAUGAUAUUGUGAUGCAGCCUUUCUUUACUGUGUGUGUGAUGUCAUGUUUAAAGGAAGUGUUUCAUCAUGUUUUUCCUAUUUGAUUGGUGGUAAUGAAGGAACUGUGUUUCUGCUUCAGUUGUAGUAUGCAAUAGCUAGCUAUUAUCUGGGGCUUAAUGAGGGAUUUGGGCCCUGUUCAGAUCCACUCAAACACUGCCUUGCUGACUCCCCUCCCUUCCUUCCUGUCACUUUGUGAGGAAGGAUGAGGUACAUAUUUGAACUGAAGGAAUAUAAAGCUACUGUGGCUUGUGAUGUCAUGAGGUGAACCCUGAUUGUAAAAAGACACCUGGAAGGUUGACAGGAUUUAACAAGUCAUACUCUUCCAGCAGUGUGGAGGAGUUUUGGUUCUUGUGAUCAAUGUUCACUUAAAUUUGCUCAGCGCCUAAAUGAUUUUAAGGUCUGCUUAGCACAAACUUGAAUGUUGUGAAAAUUUUGUGCAACUUCCGGCGCGUUUACUGUGUAAACUGAGGCUCUACCGGCUUUAAGUUACAGUUUCAGACAGUGGUCAAGUAGGCUGUGGCUAUUUGAUCAUAACGUAGGCCUACCAGAGUGGCCUACCAUCAAAACAAUGGACAAAAUGAAUGCAUCCCAUAACAUUUGAAAAUAUCUGUUGUAUCAUUCAGCCCAGAGUAGCAGCCAAUGUGUGGUUUGUGUAGAGUACGGGCUGAGUGGUGUGUAAUAGUUCCUAUUACGGUGGGUUCUGCCUACAACAUCUCUUGCAUAGUUAGUUUUGCAUACUAAGUCUUGCAUAGUUAGUUUUGUUUUGGUACAUAGAAAGCGGUUAAUAUUUCAUUGAUUCUAUCACAAUUCCCACAGUAAAGGGAAACUUUGAGUGUUAAUUACAGGGAGAAAACUCUAGGAAGUUGAGUGAAGUUCAAUCUUCAUCUUAGACGGAACAUUGCUGGUGAUUUUUAUAGUUGAACGUCUCCGCAGCACAACAGAUUGACCUCUAGAGUUUGGAGAACAGUAGAAAACAUGACAUUUCACUGGAAAGAAAACAUGACUGUGUAAAAAUAACAAACAAUGCAGUGCUACUUUUUAUGGGGAGGAAAUGAAUAAACCAUUUUAAACACAA